AUGGUUCACAGCGUGUGGACCCUGGUCCUGGUGGCCUGGGCAGCCGUGGCCUUCGAGGGAAGCCUGACCAACGGGGUGCGGAAGCGGAUGCCCGUGGGUAGCGGACAAGACAUGGCCCCACUGUUGCGCGACUACUCCGAUGCCCUGGGUUUCUUCAAACCCGAAGGCCGGUGCCUCGUGCGUCUGCUGGCCGCCUCGCUUGGCUACGGCGUCGUCCUCUACCAACUCACCGUUCCUUACGCGGCGUCAACCCGAAGACAGAAGAAUUCAACCGAACAUGCGUCGUUCGGGCCUCGCUACAGCUAGACGCAGCUACCAGGGCCCUACUGACGUUCUUCUCGUCUGUGGGCGAUGAAAGCAAGGCACCGCGAUGCCAUA
This is a messenger RNA of Ixodes scapularis (black-legged tick), 378 nucleotides long. RefSeq lists its product as uncharacterized. NCBI's taxonomy places the organism in Eukaryota, Metazoa, Arthropoda, Arachnida, Ixodida, Ixodidae. Bases 1 to 306 code for a protein of 101 amino acids. The record is from RefSeq and is a predicted model, not a curated record. The transcript has a single exon.